This is a messenger RNA of Lycium ferocissimum, 1424 nucleotides long. RefSeq names its product polynucleotide 5'-hydroxyl-kinase NOL9. The transcript has 9 exons. The coding region runs from base 44 to 1171 and encodes 375 amino acids. Lineage: Eukaryota; Viridiplantae; Streptophyta; Magnoliopsida; Solanales; Solanaceae. Gene Ontology annotation, biological process: cleavage in ITS2 between 5.8S rRNA and LSU-rRNA of tricistronic rRNA transcript (SSU-rRNA, 5.8S rRNA, LSU-rRNA). Gene Ontology annotation, cellular component: nucleus. Gene Ontology annotation, molecular function: polynucleotide 5'-hydroxyl-kinase activity. The record is from RefSeq and is a predicted model, not a curated record.
GUGGUAUAAUAUAUAGAACACACUUUGGUGCAAACAAUCAAACAUGGCGUCCUUUGGCGACAACGAGGAGUUGCAAUCGGCAAACAUAUUCAUACCGAAGGAGUGGUCUGAUGCAGCCGACACAGUAGCUUAUGAUUCUACCACUUCUCCGGCCCCUGUUGCCCUUGUUUGCGGUCCUAAAAAUAGCGGCAAGACCACUUUCUCUCGUCUCCUCGUCAAUGUUCUUCUUCACAGAUACAAGAAAGUCGCUUAUUUGGAUACAGAUGUUGGGCAGACAGAGUUUACUCCACCUGGUUUGUUAUCCCUUACUACAAUUGACAAAAUAACUUCAGAUCUGUCAAUUCCAUGCCUAAAAACUCCUGAGAGAUGCUUCUUUUUUGGUGACAUAUCCUCAAAGAGAGAUCCCAAAACAUAUUUGGCUUAUAUUUUUGCCUUGUAUGAUCACUACCGGAGAACGUACUUGUUGAGCAAUGGCUCAAGUCCCGGAAAUGCUGGGGUACCCCUUGUCAUUAACACAACAGGCUGGGUGAAAGGUAUUGGCUAUGACAUUCUUGUGGAUAUUAUCAAAUACAUCUCUCCUACCCAUGUUGUUAAGAUUUGCAUAUCAGCUGUGAACAAAAAUCUUCCAGCUGGUGCAUUUUGGUUGGAUGAUGGUAAUGGUGCUGUUGCAACUUUAAUUGAGGUCAACUCUGCUCGUCAGGACUCUUUUAACAGAUCGGUUCUUGUACAGAAGGAUGCACGUCUUUUGCGUGAUCUACGUGUUAUGGCCUAUUUCCGACAAUGCUUUCCAAGUGAUAUGAAAAUCUCAACAAUCAAAGAACUCUCACGAGCACUAGCUGCCCACCCUCCAUACGAGAUUCCUAUAUCAAGUAUCAAAAUUAAACACCUUCAUUGUGAGGUUCCGAAGAGUGAGGUUUUCUACAGUUUGAAUGCAACUAUUGUUGGCUUGGCAGUUGAUUCUGAAAAUUUUCCUGACUGCAUGGGCUUGGGAAUAGUGCGUGCCAUUGACACUUUCAAGCAUGUACUCUAUGUAAUUACCCCUGUUCCAAAAAGCAGUCUGCAGAAGGUGGAUCUUCUAUUGCAGGGCUUUAUCGAAAUUCCUACUUGUUUGUUGCAGGUACAAGGCUGCAUCUCACCUUACAUGUCCGCUGAUGUAUUGCCUUCAGCUUAGGCAGGCCUAUCUGGAUAACUUCACUUUAUCUUGUACAGCUUAGUAGAAGUCAUUCGUGAAGGUUGAUUAUGCUAAGUUAUAUCUACUUCUUCGACAAUCACCUUAGUUAGAAGGUAGAUUCAAGAAACUUAUGAACUGUCGGCCUUAUAAUUUGCUACUUGCUUUGUAAAAGGUUGUUGACUUUAGGGUGACCAUUGUAUCUCUGUUGGGCAGCAAACUUUCUAUAUAUGCAUAAUUUAGUCUGUUGGAGUCA